Messenger RNA from Trametes versicolor FP-101664 SS1, 1095 nucleotides. Its product is annotated as GroES-like protein. The record is from RefSeq and is a predicted model, not a curated record. The coding region runs from base 1 to 1095 and encodes 364 amino acids. NCBI's taxonomy places the organism in Eukaryota, Fungi, Basidiomycota, Agaricomycetes, Polyporales, Polyporaceae. The transcript is spliced from 5 exons. Gene Ontology annotation, molecular function: oxidoreductase activity, acting on NAD(P)H.
AUGUCCAUUCCUACCACCCAGAAGGCGGUUCUUCUUCACAAGGAGAGCAUCCCAUACGUGCUUGGGGAGCGACCCGUCCCGCAGCCCGGCCCGCAGGAUGUGCUCGUCAAGCUCAUGGCGUGCGCCUUGAACCCGGCCGACCAUUUCAUCGUCAACCCGCCGUUCUCUGCAAGGCUCAUCAAGCAGUGGCCCCACGUCCCCGGCGUCGAUGGCGCUGGGGUAGUCGUCGGGGUGGGCGCCGACGUCUCCCAACUCAAGGAAGGCGACAAGGUCUUCUUCCAGGGAACCGUCGCUGCUGACGGGGCGACUUGUCAGCAGUACGCCAUAGUGCCUGCGAAGUUGACUUCAAUUAUCCCGGAUAACAUUACGUUCGAGCAAGCCGCGACCAUCCCGCUCGGUUUUUACACCGCUGCGAUGUCGUUGUACAAUCAGAACCCUCCCGGUCCCACGAACCUCAGCCUGCGCCUGAAGCCGAUCUGGGAGCCCGAGGGCGCGACCGCCUACGCAGGCACGCCCAUCCUCAUCCUUGCCGGUGCCUCGUCGGUCGGCCAGUACGCUAUUCAGCUCGCCCGCAUCGCCGGGCACACCCCCAUUAUCACGACCGCGUCCCUCCACAACGCGCCCCUACUCACCUCCCUCGGCGCGACGCACGUGCUCGACCGCCACCGCUCCAAGGAGUCGAUCCUCGCCGAGCUCCCUGCGCUCAUGGGCGGCAAGCCGCUCGAGCUUGCGGUCGUCGCGAUGGGCGACGCUGAGGCGAUGCGCCUCGGGCGUGACGCGCUCGCCCCCGGGGGCGGGCUCGCGACGGUCGCGCCUGGGCCGGCGCUCGGGCUCGUGCCCGAGGAUGUGGUGAACCCCGGCGAUGGCAAGCGCGUUGGGUACGCGUUCGGCAGCGUGCGCCUGCCGUUCACGGAGGAGAUGGGUGUGGUUUUGUACAAGCAGCUGCACGGAUGGCUCGAGAAGGGACUACUGAAGCCGAACCCGGUGGAGGUGUUGCCGAAUGGGCUGGCGGGGGUCAGUGACGGGCUGGAGCGCAUGAAGGCCAAGAAGGUGUCGGGCAUGAAGCUUGUCGCGCGCCCGCAGGAGACGCCGUGA